GGAAUGUUCACCCCUUCCUGCCCCUCUUACCAGGUCUCCAGGCAGGAUCUCACUGCUGAGGAUCCGUCACUUUGCUGAGGGCAGGGCCCACUGCCUCCAGGAUGGCGAGAUGGCUGCCCCGCUCCACCGACCUGACCCGCUUCUGCCAGAAGCUCAACCGGGUAAAGACCCUGGAGGAUGACAUGAUGGAGACAUCCUUUAACAGAUGCCUUUCCACCAUCGACUUGACGCUGCUGGGCAUUGGGGGUAUGGUGGGCUCCGGGCUUUAUGUCCUCACAGGCACCGUGGCCAAGGAGAUUGCCGGCCCUGCCGUCAUCAUCUCCUUCAUCAUUGCCGGCUUUGCCUCACUCCUGGCUGCUCUCUGCUAUGCUGAAUUUGGAGCCCGUGUGCCCAAGACAGGCUCUGCCUACAUGUUCACUUACGUGUCCGUGGGUGAAAUAUGGGCUUUCCUCAUUGGCUGGAAUGUGCUGCUGGAGUACAUGAUCGGAGGGGCUGCGGUGGCCAGGGCCUGGAGUGGCUAUCUGGACUCCAUCUUUAACCACAAGAUCAAAAACUUCACCGAGACCCAUGUGGGUGCCUGGCAGGUGCCAUUCCUGGCCCGCUAUCCAGACUUCCUGGCAGCUGCCAUCCUGCUGGUAGCCACCGCCUUCAUCUCCUUUGGGGCCAAAGUGUCCUCCUGGCUCAACCAUGUCUUCUCAGUCAUCAGCAUGGGCGUCAUCCUCUUCAUCCUCAUUAUGGGCUUUGUCCUCGCACAGCCCAAGAACUGGAGCACCCAGGAGGGUGGCUUUGCCCCAUACGGGCUGUCGGGCAUCAUGGCUGGCACAGCCACCUGCUUCUACGCCUUUGUGGGCUUUGAUGUCAUCGCGGCCUCCAGUGAAGAGGCCAGGAACCCGCAGAGGGCUGUUCCCAGGGCCAUCACUUUCUCCUUGGGGCUCGCCACUGGUGCCUACAUCCUGGUGUCAGUUGUGCUGACGCUGAUGGUGCCCUGGCACACGCUGGACCCUGACUCUGCCCUGGCCGAUGCAUUCUACAGGAGGGGCUAUGCCUGGGCAGGGUUUCUGGUGGCUGCUGGCUCCAUCUGUGCAAUGAACACAGUUCUGUUGAGCAACCUCUUCUCCCUGCCACGCAUCGUCUAUGCCAUGGCCGAAGAUGGGCUCUUCUUUCAGGUCUUCUCCCGAGUGCACCCCCGCACACAGGUGCCCGUCGUCGGCAUCGUGGUCUUCGGGCUGCUUAUGGCCCUCCUGGCCCUCGUCUUUGACCUAGAGGCCCUGGUACAGUUCCUGUCCAUUGGUACACUUCUGGCCUACACCUUUGUGGCCGCCAGCGUCAUUGUCCUGCGCUUCCAGCAGCAGAAGGGGGAUGUGCCCGCACCAGCAGCUAGUGGCCGGCCCAACCCCGAGCCCCACGAGGACCCAUCCAGGGGCGAGCUGAAGGAGUAUGAGUCCUUCUCCGACAAGCUGCAGCUGGUGGACAGGGACAAGAGCAACGAGCAGCGGGAGCCAGGGCAGCUGAAGGCAGCAUUUGAGCCCUACCUGGAGUUCCUCAGUGACUUCUACCCUGGUGAGGUGGUCAUGGUGGCUGUGGUGACCCUGAUGGUGUCUGCCAUCUGCCUCUGCUCCAUUUUAGUGUUUGGCAACACCCACCUCCACCUGCCCACCUGGAGCUACUCCCUGCUGCUGGUUCUCUUCAGUUUGGGCUUCCUGCUCAGCCUCCUCUUCAUCUGGGCACACGAGCAGCAGCACAGCACCCAGACCUUCCAGAUGCCCUUGGUACCCCUAUCCCCAGCACUAAGCAUCAUUCUCAACAUCUACCUGAUGCUGAAGCUCAGCUACAUGACGUGGCUUCGCUUCGCCAUCUGGCUCCUUUUAGGCCUGCUCGUCUACUUCGGCUAUGGCAUCUGGCACAGCAAGGAGAACCUGCGGGAGCCACAGCCCCAGCGUGUCAGCGCCCGCUACGUGGUGUUUCCAGGUGGCAGCCUGGAGGAGAGGGUGCAGGCAGUCCAGCCUAGCUCCCAGCCCGCCACCGGGCUGCCAGACACCGACACCGAUGACUGCAAGAGAUGACACCUCUGGCAACAGGGGUACCUGGAGAUGGGAGCGUCGGAAUCUCCUCCCACAAUGAGGCCAGAGAUCCAACCCCCUCCUCCUGGUCCCUCUGAUGGCAGAUCCACUGGGGUUGCCCUGGGUGUGGGGCUCCACCGGGAGAGGAUGAGGAUGCUCACCCUUCCCCACAUACUUUUGACAGGGUGUGGAGGAGCUGCCUCUCUCCCCCUUCCCCUGCACUCAGGAGCUGGGUGUCAGCCCAGUGCCAACCCUGCUCAUGAGGAGCCGUGUCCUUGUCACCUCUCCCUAAGCACACCCUGGCACUGUGCAGCACAUCUGUCUGACAGCACAUCUCUGCAGCUGGUGAUGCAGAGGUUCCCCACAGACCAGGACAGGCAGCCCAGUGCUGCCCAUCCUUACUCUUGUCCUGAGUGCAGCCCCCUGCCUCCUGCACAGUCCCCUUCGGAAGGGGGCAGGGGCCAAUCAUGCAUCCUCACAGGCACCCUUGCCAUCCCUAUCCCCAGAGCUGCUCUCCUCAAAGGCUGGGGCUGAGGGAGCUGAGGGGCAGCUGGAGACAUGACAUGAAGAAAAGAUAUGGCCAGAAUGGGUGGCUGGGCAGGCACCCCAGGAGAGCCAGUGGACGCUGGCAUGGAAAAAGCCCGGCUGCAUCUUCUCAGCCACUGGAACUGGCUGGCUGAGGGAUGGACUAGGGGCCAUGCCUGCUGGAAGAUAAUGCCAUGGGCCUGAGUGGGGUAUGGGUGCUCAGGUACAUUGCCUUGUCCCUGAAGGUCUCCAGCAGCAUCACUGAGCUAGUCUGCCUGGAGCUGGCUCCCCAGUUCUCCAGCACCACCUGCUCCACCAUGGGGACUCAGCCCCCCAUGAUGCCCCUUCCAGGCUCUCUGGGACUUGGGGACAGGCUCAGCAGGUGCUUUUCAGUAUUGGCCCCUCCCCAGCAAUCAUCCCCAUGCUCUGGGGUCACCCCAGCUGCAAGGGUGUCAUGGGGGUGUCCCCAGCAGCACUGCUGCAGCCACCCCUGACUGUUUUGCCCAUGGGCAGCCUAAUGGAAGGGAAAAGAGUUUCAGCAUGUUUUGGAAGUCAGUCAAGCGUGAGGUUGAACUUGACGGGCCUUCCAGCAUGGACACCCUGCUCCAUCCUCAUCCUCUGCAUGCGGCAAGGAGCUGGGGACUGUGGGAAAGCUGUUCCAUUACUUCUGGCUGGCCAGUCCCUGGGGGGCCCUAGAGAGGCUGUGGGCACCCUCAGUAGGAUAUGCUAACUCCAGUGAGCCCCUCUGUCUGAUAGCACUGCUCCGUGUCCCGCCUUGCCCCAGUGCUGCUGCCACCAGAGCUGUGGCCCCGCUUGGCACCUCUGUGUUGUGGCUUGUGAGCAACGAGCUGAUUUGGUCAACCUCAUAAACACUGUUUCUGCAAUGGCUCUGGCUGGUUGUGAUCACUGUGUCCACAAGACUCAAAGUGGGAAGUGCUCCCCAUUCAGUGCUCAGGAAAGCCCCCCCCAGAAAGUGGGGAAAGGGAGGGUCAUGUUGCCCACUGCCACCCUGCUUCCACAGGGGUUCCAGUCAUGAAGACAAGCUCCAGCCAGACCCACAGAAACCAGGACCCCACAGGGCUGGGGUAGGCUAGGACUUGAGCCUUACAGUACACAAAUACUCUGAUAUUGACCUAGACAGGACUGAACCCCACUUUGAGUGGCAAGGACAGUGCUGAGCCAGCACCAGGGCAGGGUCACUAAAGCUGCCCAAGGUUAUGAGCCAAAGGAUAUGAGAACUUGUGUAAUUAAUGGGAAUUUAAUUAUAGCCCACAGUUACCCCCAUCCCCACACUGCUUUUGUCUAGGGAAACGUCCUUCCUGAGAUGAGAGUCCUUCUUCAUUAAAAAGCAGGUGUUCAACAGGCACCUGGGGAGGCACGGCUGAACCCUCCUUAGUGACUCAGCUUUAAUCUCAGUAAUAAAUCCAUUGUCAGCAGGACAAAGGCGAAUAAAAAGAGCCACAGGGACAGAGGAGGAGAAAGGAGCCCAGUGCAGGGCUGGGGAAGGGCAGGAAGGUCCUCACAGAGAGGCAUGGGUUGAGUGUGACUUUCAUGUUCCCAUGUGGAGGAAAAUCAAUGGCAGUCACAUCUCUCAGCUCUCCUAGCAGGGAUCUCAAUCAGCUUUUUAAGCUGCGAAAGACCAAGGAGUUACUGAAUGAGCCUUGUAUCCAUUGAUAUUUAUUCUGUUUAAAAACAUUAAUUUCUGAAAAUGCAUGGAAAUCCCCCGAUAGGCUGUGGCAAAGCACGGGGUCCUCCCCAGCAGAGCAGGGGGUGCCAGGGAUGCAGCCAGCUGGGUACUAAAGGUUUGGAGUAUAAUUCUCCAGCACCUGGGAGACCAGUGGGACCUCUUGAGCAACCUCUUGUGGGUUUUCUUUUAAAUAGGAUUGCAAAAUUGGUCAGUUAAUGUGUCAUAGACUAUCCUACAGCAGUAGGAUAUGCUCUGCACAGAACAUGUAUAAACUGAUUUUUAAUUGACUACUCAUCAAUGCACACAGAAAAAAAGGGGGAUGGCAGCAGCCACUGGCAUCCAGACAGCAGCUCUUUUACAGGAACUUCUUCCUGAAAAUUGUAUUAGCAGAAAAAAGAAAUAAAAUCCAAAGUAAACAGCAUCAGCAGGGCUUUAAGAUGGCAGCCUGUAAUUGUAAGAGAAAACCCUGGCUCCCCCAUCCAUAUCCUCAAUUCCAAACAGAUGUAAAAUGAAACCAUUCCCAUGUGCAGUUUCCAGAACCCUGUUUCAUGGAGCUCCAGGAGCAGCUGCUUGCUGCUUCCCUGUGGCUGACCAUACACCUGUUUUCCAGAGCAGUAUCCUUCUCCAAAUUAGCUUAAAAAUAUAAAUAAAGUCCUCUAUUCUCUGGGAGCCAUGGCAAUGGUGUAA
This is a messenger RNA of Cyanistes caeruleus (blue tit), 4959 nucleotides long. Lineage: Eukaryota; Metazoa; Chordata; Aves; Passeriformes; Paridae. The record is from RefSeq and is a predicted model, not a curated record.